AAACUGGAUUGAGUAAAACAUUGCAAGAAAACUUUCCUUCUGCGAGACGGAUUGGUUGCUGGUUUCAUCACAACCAAUACCUAGGUGAAAAGUUGAAGAUGAAAAGUCUUGGGUUAUUAAAUUUGGCGAAUGAAAAUCGACAUGCUCUUAAUACAUUAAGACGCAUUAUGGUGCUACCCUUGUUACCUGGAGAUAAAAUCAAUCAAGGCCUAAGAUCUGUAAAGAGAUAUGCACGAAGAAAUGAUAUUAAUGUGGACCUACUAUUUGAUUAUUAUGAAAGGUUUUGGAAUGCGAAAGUAGGAUGUGAUGUAUUAUCUGUUCAUAAUCGACCCGGGAGAACAAACAACCAUCUAGAAUCAUUUCACAAUAAGUUGAGAUAUCAGAUAUUCCUUUGGAGUGGCACACCCAAAUCUGUGGACAUUUCUUAAUCAACUAAACUUACACAUACAAUGAUAAUAUAAUAUACACCCUCAAUCCUCAUAGGUACUGUACUCGGUGAAGCCUAUAUCUUCUUGAAGAA
Myzus persicae (green peach aphid) is the source of this 520-nucleotide messenger RNA. RefSeq lists its product as uncharacterized. The transcript has 4 exons. The coding region runs from base 99 to 428 and encodes 109 amino acids. Lineage: Eukaryota; Metazoa; Arthropoda; Insecta; Hemiptera; Aphididae. The record is from RefSeq and is a predicted model, not a curated record.